AUGGAGGAUCCACCUCAUGGUCGUCAUUUAGGUUUUUAUUCAACAAUUGUGCUAUUCAUCUGUAGGAUGAUCGGUUCAGGUAUCUUUGCUACCCCUGGUGGGAUUUAUAAAGAUGUUGAUGGUAAUAAUUUGUUGUUUUUAAUAAUUUGGUUGAUUGGUGCUGGAAUUGCAAUGAGUGGGUUGAGUGUCUAUCUAGAAUUAGGCUCUUUAUUACCAAGAAGUGGUGCUACUAAAGUGUUUUUAGAAUAUUUGUUUCCUUGGCCCCAAUAUUAUUCAAGUUUUAUAUUUGGAAUUUUCAAUGUUUUGUUCAAUAUAUCUAGUGGGAAUGCUUUAAUCUUUGGUCAAUAUUUUAGAUAUGCUUUUGGUUUGGAGAAUGAUGAAAUAAAAGCAAGAAAUUUGGGCCUAGGAUUGUUGGUUUUGACGCUUGCUGCACAUGGAAGUUCAAGAAAAAUUGGAUUAUGGAUCCAAAAUGUUAUCGGUGGUGUGAAAUUGUUCUUGAUUGGGUUAAUGAUUUUAAUUUCAAUCUAUGUGAUGUCAUUACCAACUUCAAUCACGGGUAUUGAAAAUCAUCUGACAUCAGAAUUAUUGUUUAAAUUACCAACUUUAGAUAAAUCAUCAUUAACAGUCAUUUCAUCAGCCAUCCUCAGAACUAUUUAUUCAUUUGGUGGAUGGACAACACCUCAUAUGGUUCAAAAUGAAAUUCGUGAUCCAAUACGAACUUUGAAAAUUGCAGCUCCAUUAUCAAUGAUAUUUGUCAUAUUCUCCUAUAUUUCAUUGAAUUUAACUUAUUUAAUUGUCAUCCCACCAAAGGAAAUCAUCAAUAGUGGUGAAUUGAUAGGUGCAAUCUUAUUCCAAAAAUUAUUUGGUGAAGUAUUGGGAAGAAAAAUAUUGUCAUCAAUAAUUGCAAUAAGUGCUGCAAGUAAUUUAUUAGUUGUUGUCUAUGCAGAUUCUUUAUUAAUUCAAUCAAUUGCUCGUGAAGGUUUUUUACCAUUUUCUGAUGCUAUAGCUUCAAAUUAUCCAAAUGGUACACCAUUAUUAGCAUUAUUGAUAAACGUUUCAAUUUCUAUUGGUGUGUUGUUCUUGCCACAAAAUGGUGAUAUUUACAACUAUAUUGUCUCUAUGCAAGUUUAUCCAAAUCAAUUAUUCCAUGCUGUGUUAUGUAUUGGUAUAUAUAAGGCUAGAUAUAGAUUCCCUGAAAUCAAAGCACCUAUCAAGAGUCCUCAUAUUGCUGUGAUUUUUUGCUUCUUGUCUUCAACAAUCAUUUUUGCUGCCCCAUUCAGCUCACCUUCUACUUUGGUUAAAUCUUAUUCAUUUGGUGGUAUUAUUUUAUUCGCUUUAGGUUCAUUGUAUUGGUUUGUUAAUGUUAAAUUAUUACCUUGGUUGGGGAAUUAUAGAGUUGUGAGGAAGAAUGUUUACUUGGUUCAUGAUGGCUUGAAGAUUAAGAAAUGGAUCAAAGUGUACAAUAAUUAA
Messenger RNA from Hansenula anomala, 1470 nucleotides. RefSeq lists its product as uncharacterized. The transcript has a single exon. Lineage: Eukaryota; Fungi; Ascomycota; Saccharomycetes; Phaffomycetales; Wickerhamomycetaceae. Gene Ontology annotation, molecular function: L-amino acid transmembrane transporter activity. The record is from RefSeq and is a predicted model, not a curated record. Gene Ontology annotation, cellular component: membrane. Bases 1 to 1470 code for a protein of 489 amino acids. Gene Ontology annotation, biological process: amino acid transmembrane transport.